UGUCAGUUGCACAUAAUGGCGGAGGUUGUGUUUUUUGUAUGAGUGAUUAAUUCCGGUAAUGUUUUUUCAAAUAUGUUCGGACUCGGACGCGUGGUCGUCUUUUAAUUUGAUUUUAUGUUUCAUUUAUAUGAACUAUUGUGUUUAGUUUUUAAAUAAAAAAGAACUUAUUAUUUAUAAUGGGAGAAAAAUACAUCGUGCUAUUAUUGGACUUAUUGAAUUAGAGUGACAAGACGAUAGGUCGCGUACCGGCAUCGGGGCCGUGAGGGUGGCGGUUCUCUGACUUCAGGAUGGGGGCCCAGCAGGCGAAGGAGCGUGGAACUGCGAGCGGGGCUUCUAUUCGUUCGACUCGAAACAAGCCGCGGGUACCGAAAGACCCCCGCAUGCUUGGUUCGAAUAUAUUCACAGAACAUAGUGAAGCCCUCCUGCAGAGUCGUCCCCUGCCGCACAUCCCAGACCUACCAGAUGGAGAGGCCACUGCGCCGGCUGUACCGCUACCCCUCGAUUCCGCUAACAGAUGGACCUCCAAGGAGAACCUUUUGGCGCACCAUGAAGAAGACGACCCUCAGUUGUUUGUUGCUUUGUACGAUUUUCAGGCGGGUGGGGAAAAUCAACUGAGCCUUAAGAAAGGGGAACAGGUGCGAAUAAUGAGCUAUAACAAGAGCGGCGAGUGGUGCGAGGCGCACACGCUGGCCGGCGGCGUGGGCUGGGUGCCGAGCAACUACGUGACGCCUGUCAACUCGCUGGAGAAGCACUCGUGGUACCACGGCCCGAUAUCACGCAACGCAGCCGAGUACCUGCUGUCCUCGGGGAUCAACGGCAGUUUCCUUGUCAGAGAGUCGGAAUCCAGCCCCGGACAACGGAGCAUUUCCCUGAGAUACGAAGGUCGAGUGUACCACUACAGGAUCAACGAAGACUCAGAUGGAAAGGUGUACGUAACGUCGGAAUCUAAAUUCGGCACGCUAGCCGAACUGGUACACCACCAUUCAGUAUUGGGUGACGGGCUCAUAACCCAGCUGCUUUACCCAGCACCCAAACGUAACAAACCCACGGUGUUCCCACUGGCCCCGCCCGACGAGUGGGAGAUAGACCGGACCGACAUUGUAAUGAAACACAAACUGGGAGGGGGACAGUACGGCGACGUGUAUGAAGCCGCCUGGAUGAGAUGCAAUAUGACUGUUGCUGUGAAAACCCUCAAGGACGACACCAUGGCCCUAAAGGACUUCCUCGAAGAAGCGGCCAUCAUGAAGGAGAUGCGGCACCCGAACCUCGUGCAGUUGCUCGGGGUCUGCACACGCGAGCCGCCAUUCUACAUCAUAACCGAGUUCAUGAGCCGCGGGAAUCUCCUGGAGUACCUCCGCACUGGGAACAGAGACCAUAUUGACGCCGUGGUACUCAUGUACAUGGCCACCCAGAUCGCGUCCGGCAUGAGCUACUUGGAGAGCCGCUCGUUUAUACACAGGGACCUGGCGGCGCGCAACUGUCUCGUCGGCGAGAACCACCUGGUGAAGGUGGCGGACUUUGGGCUCGCGCGGCUGAUGCGCGACGACACGUACACGGCGCACGCCGGCGCCAAGUUCCCGAUCAAGUGGACCGCGCCCGAGGGGCUCGCCUACAACACGUUCAGCACCAAGAGCGACGUCUGGGCGUUCGGUAUACUGCUGUGGGAGAUCGCCACCUACGGGAUGUCGCCCUACCCGGGCGUGGAUCUGGCGGACGUCUAUCACAUGCUGGAGAAGGGCUACCGCAUGGAGUGUCCCCCCGGGUGUCCGGCGGCGGUUUACGAGCUGAUGCGCGGCUGCUGGCAGUGGAACACCUCAGAUCGCCCAACCUUCAGGGAGAUCCAUCACGCUCUGGAGCACAUGUUUCAGGAUAAUUCCAUAACUGAAGAAGUCGAGAAGCAGCUGCAGGAGGGCUGCACGGGCACGCCGCAGAUGUCGCUGAAGAAGGCGGCCAGCGUCGGCGGCGCGGUGGAGCGCGGCGUGCAGAUGCGCCGCCCGACCAACCGGCGCGGCAAGCAGGCGCCGACGCCGCCCAAGCGGACCAGCUUGCUGUCCUCGUGCAGCUCAUUCCGCGAGUCGCAGUAUACCACAGAGGAGCAGGCCGGUCACGACGACGGGCUCGCUUCGCUCAACGGUGGGGGUCGUGUGGGGGGUCGCGAGGCGUCGUCCGAGGGGUCGCUGGCUGAGGCGACGCCGGAUACGGACGAGUCGGCGGGCGCGGUCGGCAUGAGCCUUGGCGCCUCCGAGCAUAGACACCGCUCGAAGCGGCGGCACCACGGACACGCGCCGUCGCACCAGCACCAGCAGGCGCACGACGUGCCUAAGGGCGUGCAAGUCGCGGCGCUGGAAGUGCAAAAUGUGAAGCGCGCCAUUAACCGCUACGGAACGUUGCCCAAGGGUGCUCGCAUCGGCGCGUACUUGGAGUCGCUGCGGCAGAGCGGCGCCGGGCCCGCACCGCCUGUGCCCCGCGACGAAGAGGCCCGCUCCCUCUCCCCCCGCACACAGUCUCACAUGAUCCGCUCCAACUCCUCCGGUGGGGUCACCGCCCCGGCCUCCCCUCGCGCCACCCGCGCUCCACCGCCCCUCCGCUCAUUCAACAGCCCCGCCAAACCCCGACCGCGCCUCGCUGAACUAGAGUUUCCUCCACCUCCUCCUGAUCUCCCACCUCCCCCAGAAGAAAUCCAACCCCCACCACCUCCCCCACCCCCAGAUUGCUGCCGUGACGCCGGCACCGAUAUGGCCGAUCCCCCAGAACAAGAGAAACCGGCCAAACAGAUCAUGAAGGAAAUGCUCGAGUUGAAACUCGUCGCCGAAAUCAAAGAAAGAGCUGACAAAAAGAAUAAGAAACUUAAAGAGUCGCCCCCACAUGAAGUUAUCGAAAUGCACACGUCAUUCGGCGAUCCGGUGACGCGUCUGGUUUCCGAACUGUCGGAAAGCUUGAAUAUGGAAGCCCUGCGUAGAACUGAUAAACGCACCGAGGCAAAACCCAACGAAGCCAAGGAAACGGUUUCGCCCAUUGAUCUCAAAGCGAGUCUCAGGAAGACAUCGUUCAAUAACAACAUUGAUAAAAAAGUCGGACAAGACAUGAAAACAAACACUGAUUUCAAGUCGCAACUGAAGAAAGUUGAGACUAACAAAAUGAACAACAAAGAAUCGGACGAGUCAGGUCGAUCGAUAAUCGACUUUAAAUCGAGAUUGCGAAAAGUUGACAGUGGCACACCGGCCACAAACGGCCAAGUGAAGAAGGUCGAGCACAGCUCCCCAGAAGAUUCUAGAAAGGACGUGUCGAGUAAAAGCGAUGAUUCUGACAAAAAGCGAUCCGAGAGUGGAUCGUUGGAUACAAGUGGCGGAGAUGAGGAUGACAAACGCCGCAGUACCGGCAGCAUAAGCAGUUUGAAGAAGCUCUGGGAGAGCAAGGAAAGUGAUGAGCGCUUGAGUCCAAAAUUGAAGCCAAAGGGCGAGGAAAGUGAGGAUGGAUCACCCGACGAGAGAUCGGCCUUGGGCCGCAGCGGCAGCAUUCAGGCGCGCUGUGAUGAGAAACCGGUAGUUGCUAGCAAGCCGUCGAUUCGUGGCCGCCCUUUGCGGAAAAGCGGCAUCUACGCUACCCCACUGGCCUCCGCAAAUGCUGAGAGCGAAGAAAAUGACGCGCUCGCUGCGCUGCGAGUUUCAUUGGAAUGUUGCACGAAUGAGGUGCGCCGCGGGUGCGGCGGCAGCGGCGGGCGCGGGUCGCUGUGGCGGCUGCAGACGUCGGAGCGGCUGGCGCGGCUGAGCGCGGCGUGCGCGGCGGCGGCGGGCGCGGGCCGGUGCGCGCCGCAGAUGCGCGUGCAGCUGCGCGCCGCCGCCGCGCGGCUCGAGGGCGAGGCGCGCGCGCUCGCCUCGCCCGCGCCGCACCACCACCACCUCGCCGACGGCGUCGAGCAGGCGCUGCGGGACCUCGCCAGCAUCGUGCACAGGUAAACAUUUCAACCGAGUGCUUCUACGGCUUAACGAGGAUACAUCACAUCGCGAAGAAAUCACGCGAACCGAACAAAGAUUAAAAAAAAAAACUGUAUCUAUCAUAAAAAGGAGGUACUAUAACCACUAAUGGUAAUUAUGUAUUUUCGAAAUUGACACUAAAUUGAUCCCGUGAUCGAGGAUGAAUUAUAUAAUGAUACGUCUAAUUAUUGGUUCAUAUGCAUCUUAAGGGAAUAAGAUUUUUAAAUUUAUCUAUUAAUUAUAUAAAUAUCCCCUGGGGGUUCUAAUUAAAUUUAGACAAAUAAUCGUGUAUGAAUACGCAACAUGUUUUUACAUUAUAUGUGUGUAAUAUAUGAAAUUUUUGUCUCAAGUUUAUAUAAUAUAUUGUCAGUAUCUUCAAUGUUUGUAUAGAUCUUAACAGAACACACGGGCAUCGGAUUUUUAAUUAAAGCCACACACAACACGUAUUAUUUUAUUUCACUAAUAAAAUAACGUGGAUACAGCUGUAUUGGCGAAAUUAAAACAUUUUUUUUUUCACUCUACAUACAUCAUACAUCACUAAACGAAUAGGUUAACAGUUCGAUGCUUGUCGAAAAAAUAAUUUAUUAACUAACACAGUAUAUUUAUGCAAACCAAAGAAAGUGGCCGUUCCAUUUCUAUAAUGAUUUUCUAUCCUAUGAUUACCAGCGAAUACUCUUUUAGUUUAUUAUUUUUUUUUAGUGUAAGUCGAUGUAUUUUUUUAUAUUAUUACGUGGUUAGUACAAAAUGGAUUGAUGUCGUAAUGCGCUGACAGUACAAGAUGUAUGUUAUGUACAAGGUAAGGUAAACAUUAUUUAGGGUUCCGAUGACACUUUGAUAUUAUUCCUUUUGUAUGAAGACUGAAAAGAAUUCAGGACGCUCGUUCGGUUUGCUUUACGUAGUACUAUUUGCUACUCUGCGGAUUUAUUUGGGAUUCGCCCAAGCGGGAAUGUGUUGACGUUCCUGAUUAUUAAAUGUAUUUGUAAUUAUUGUGAAUCGUUAUCUUAGGGCUGAUUUUUUCAAAUGGUUGUUGAUAAGCUUGUAGGUAGAUAGGUAUCUGUGUCUUUCAUUUGCUUUGAAUGAUAUGAAACGGUUUUGUCUCUCGCAACUGUUUAUUGAAUAAUCGGUCCUGGAUCUAUCAACAUUUGGAUGGUUAUAUUUUGGAAAGGUGAAUUUGUGUAACCUAUUUAGGCCUAAAAAUUAGUUUUUUCUACACUGUGAACAUAUGACCGCUUCGGUGUAUAUUCUAAUUCCUAUGACUUUUUGAUAAUUGACGUAUUCGCCUUCCUGCUAGCACAAGGCGAAUUGCAUAUUUGUCUAUCGCAGUGCUUGUGCUUUCCAGCAAUACGUCAAUACUAGAUAGUAAGUAUUCGUGUUGAAACAUUAAAGAAUGUAAUAGUUAAACACAUGCCAUCUCACUCGUUCAACAGACAAAUUUAAUUCUUUAGUGGUUUAAGUUAUUCCAAUUACUCUGUGUGAUUUGAUUCCGCGAUUAGUUUUUAAAAUAGCGCAUACAUUUAAGUGGAUGUUAUUUUUUCUGUGCCAAAAAUGGGUCUGGGAGUCGACGACUCGCCCCAAGUCAUUCAUUCGAUUUAUACAUGAUGUAUAGAUAAUUAAUCAAUCCAUUUUCUAGUUAGUGUAUACAUCGUAAGCCAUAUGAUGUUAGUGCAUUUAGAGCCUUAAAUAGUAGAAUUGUAUACAUAUACCCAAGGUAAUUCGUAAUGGCUGCACCGCGUGUUACUUCCUCGACUCGCAUAGUCUUCCCUCGAAGUAUUCCCAAGCGGCUUGUUUCCGCGAACAUUCCUAUCGCUUUUCCUAAACUAUUGCAUCUUAAUCACCAAUCUAGCAUUUAUCCGUAGACACGUCAUUGUAAGUCUUGUAUCUUUGGACCAAUAGUGAUGCAUUCGUUUGCGCGAGUGAAUCGUGAUUGGUCACUCGGUCAGUUGGGUGUGGUGCGCCGGCGAGAGCGGACGCGCGUUAAGACUGACGUCGACGAUCGGCAUCUCGGCCUAUAUGCGUCGAAAUUUUAUAUAAAUUAUACUUACGUGUCACAAUUUAUAUAUUUCUUUUCGGGAGAGGUUUAAUGUACUUUUUAUUCGAUAAGGAAAUGAUGUGACAUUAUUGUUUAAGUUAGCGUACUGUGAUACGGCUUAUAAUCGGUAUAAUUAUGCUCAACAAUUUUUUUUUCAUUUUUUUCUUAUUAUUAUUAUUCUUAUACAUUUAAUCAAAAUUAUAUAAGGUACUUUAUUGAAAUGCUAUAUUACUAUUAGGUGUCAAACCAUUUAUAUUGAAAGUUAUUUAAGAGUAACACUAUAUGCUAGUCUUUAUUAUAUUAUUAUAAAUGUAUUUCAAUGUAAGGAUAAAGUUAAAUACGUAAGGAUUCUGGAUUAGAUUUGCAUACACAACUCUAGCUAUUACUGUAUAAGUCUUUUGUAUUAGCCUCCGAGUAUAUUCUACACUAUACAUGUAACCACAAGACUUGUAGAUAUUGCUUACCAUGUAUAUGCCGUUGGUGCGGUGUUAGCGGAUAUUUAAUCGUUUGCGUGUAUGAUAGCACUCUGAAUCAGUUUAAUAGGACGGCCGGAUCGGCUGAGCUCAAGAUAAUACGAAUUUAACGAGAGGUGUGCGGGGUAAUCCGUGAGGCGUCUCGUCACAUGAAAUAGUAUCGAUGGAUCGACUAUUAUGUAUAUCAGUUUUGAAGUGCAUGCAUUAUACACACUGCAAUAGCAUUUUAUAUCUAGGAAAUUAGGGAUUCGCUAUUGGAAUAUAUGGGUGAAAAACGUCGAUUCAUCAGAGAUUACUAACUAGAUAACUGCACAUGUUGAUGCGUAUGACCAGUGAAAUACACUAUCUGACGAAGAUUUUAAUCAUAAUUGACUAUAAAAUAACCAAUGCUUUAUGAUCCGAUUUAACAGACAUAACCAGUGUUCAGUAAAUAAAUUAUUCAAUUGACAAAUAAAUUUGUUGCCAGAAUUCAUUAAUUGACUAAAUGUAGGUUUCUAAAAAAAUAUCAUUUUAAUACUAGAAACCAAAGAGGGUUGAUAUAGUACAAAAUAAAGAAGAACUAACAAACAUCAUAAAUAAUCAAUUAAUUUUUUACUUUACGUUGUCGGUUUUACCAGUUAUUAUUAACAUAUUAUUACCAAUUCAGUGAUUUUUUGAUUACAUAAAUUUAUUGAAAACAAAAUCAAAUUAUUUGGAUUAGACUUGAUAAAUCGUUACGAGACGCUUUACUCUAGUCACGCACGGAAAGGUGGUAAUUACAAUAUUGUUAAUUAGACUGAGUUCAGAGAUAAUAUUAUACAGCUAUUGUGUAUUCUACGUCUAUUAAUAUCGUAAUGUAACACAGAUAAGUUCAGAUAAAUUUUAUUAAGCUUUGUAAAUCGUCGAUGUUCUUGGUUAUUUUAGAUUCUUAUCGAAUGCGAGGUCUCAAACGAAUCGAAUAAAAUUGAUACUACUGAUACUAGAUGCGAGAUAAUCGUUGAAAUUAUUUUCCAUCGAUUUUACGUUACCAGAUUGGAUUACGCUAUAAUAACUAAACUGUUCUUAGUUAUAUGUAGUGCUCGUUCAACUUACUGCACCUGACGUGUGAUUCUUAAUAGUUUUGAUACUUGACAUGUAACGAUCGAUUAAUCGAAUUCGCAUAUGACAAGAAUCUAAAACGAUCCAUGAAACGGCGACGAUAAAUCCGUUGAUGUAUUCACAUUAUUCGGAAUACAGUCAAAAUGAAGAACCAUCACAAAAUAUGUAAACGUAUUAUUUAAAUUAUAUUUACGUGAAUAUUUAAUAAGAAAAUGUAUUCCGAUGGUUGUUUCCCACCAAACACAACAGAUUCCAUUUUGAUCUCUCUCCCUCUAUGGUUAUAGUUAUAGAAUCCAAAGAUAGUAAUUGAUUACAUGCAAAUGUGAAAUGAUUUGAAAUUGUAAUGGCAAAUAAAAGGAUUUCUUUAUGA
Molecule: messenger RNA, 7923 nt
Organism: Zerene cesonia (dogface butterfly)
Lineage: Eukaryota; Metazoa; Arthropoda; Insecta; Lepidoptera; Pieridae
Gene: Abl
Product: tyrosine-protein kinase Abl
Exons: 15
Coding region: 288-3956 (1222 amino acids)
Biological process (GO): protein phosphorylation
Molecular function (GO): protein binding; protein tyrosine kinase activity; ATP binding
Source: RefSeq, a predicted model, not a curated record